This is a messenger RNA of Phaeodactylum tricornutum CCAP 1055/1, 1344 nucleotides long. RefSeq names its product cell surface receptor protein. Gene Ontology annotation, biological process: silicic acid import across plasma membrane. The annotation marks the transcript as partial. The record is from RefSeq and is a predicted model, not a curated record. The transcript has a single exon. NCBI's taxonomy places the organism in Eukaryota, Bacillariophyta, Bacillariophyceae, Surirellales, Neidiaceae.
UCUGGUAUCGAAUUGUUCAAAUGUGUUUACUCGAUGAUUCUCCUCGUCUUCUCCAUAAUUGUUGUCCUUGCCGCAAUCUUCUCGGAACAAACUGUGGCUACUGGCGAAAACAACGUCAACCCUGUUCUUGCAGUCUUUCUUGUUUGUUUCCUCAUCACGUGGCUCGCUAUGAUGGAAGGUGGACAAGGAGCCCUCGUUGGCCUUCAACCCAUUGACAAGGAAUUGUACGCUGUAUCACACCCACGGACGUAUGCAUGCACCAAACUCGCCCACCAAGGAAACAAUAUGGAGCGUGUCAUUGUAGGUCGUCAGUUCUUGGUGGUCUUGGUUGUUUUCGUCACCAACUUGAUGGUGUCCUCUAUAGCAAAUGCCUCGGUACUAAGCCUACCCGAUGCUAUCAAUGAAACAUUUCUCGCCACCGGUCUCGCCGUGACACUGACCGUAAUCAUCGUCGGACAAUUGACCGCACAGGUGAACGCGGCCAACUGCAUGCUUGACUUUAUCAACAAUUACUUUAUGCUUUUCACAAUAUACACGUCGCUGGUGAUUGAAGCUUCUGGUCUUUUGCAUUCCGUGUAUCUUGUUCAGACCAUUUUCUCAAAAAUGUCUGGCACCCCUAUCGAGUCCAACGAACCCUCACGCAGCGUCUUCCAGAGUCUGCUGUUCUGGGGGCGUGUGGCUAUGUCUCUGGUCCUUCUUGGCUUCUCUUUUGCCGUUUUGCUGACUGCACUUUUCAACGGAAAGACUAAUAUGUGGGACGGCAUUCCAGCAAUUGCUUCCGUGAUUAUCUUCUUCAUCUUGAUGGCUGUAGUCGGUAUCAUGGAAGGGAUGCAGAUUGCUCUCUUCGCCGUCGUGAAUCUCCCCAAAGAGGAACUCAGGAAGCAUCCAAUUGCUUACGCCAACUGUGGAUUGACGUUCAGUGGCCAGAACUUGCAGGCUUUCUUGAUCGGUCGCCAGAUAUGUGUUACCGUGUGUACGUUUGUGAUAGCGCGUAUCACUUCGGUGAGCGUCAACACUGACAUUGGCGAGAACAAUGUUUUUGGAGUCAGUGACGGGAUUCAGAACUUUUUCAACACGGGUAUGCUCGGAGCCCUAGUGACAACGAUAGUUGCGUCACUGGCGUGGCGUAUCAUUGCCUCGUCACUCCCGGUAGCCUUUAUGUCCAAUCCUCUCAUCUACUUGAUUAUUCGUUUGUGUUUGAUACUGGAAGCGACUGGACUGUGCUCGGCCGCAUGGGUAUUGGCAUUGCUGCAAAAAUCCCUUGCUGGCUACCAAAGGGACGAUGUCUACAUUGGCACCGCCGGCGAACGCGUCGUUUUCGCCAAGGACGGCAGCGAAUUGCAU